GCUCCUCAGUCCCGUGAGUUUUUGUUGUCAGUCCCGCGCGCGACACUUUCCCUGAGAGGAAUUGUUAUAAACACGGAGGAAAAUAUAAACUUUAUUUUGUGGAUAAGAUUCUGUGUGUGUGUGUGUGUGUAACAUCAGACGCGAUGCAGCAGAACGCGCCGCAGACCAACGCGGAUCCAGCGGAUGUGUUUGUGAAGCGCCGGCGGACGGCUCUCUGGUGUUCCGGGUCUCUGUUCGGACUCUCGGUUCUGGUUCUGGUGGUCGGGCUCCUGUCGGCCACACACACGGAUAACGUGGCCGUGUCUGGAUACUAUCCCGGGAUUAUACUGAGCUUCGGAGCGUUCCUGGGAGUCGUCGGUCUGAACCUGGUGGAGAAUCGCAGGCCGAUGGUGAGUACCAGAUCAAGACCAGCCAGAAAUGUCUUCACGGCCUAUUUUAGUGGCGGAGUAUCGGCUCUCUGA
Rhinichthys klamathensis goyatoka is the source of this 461-nucleotide messenger RNA. Its product is annotated as transmembrane protein 255B. The transcript has 3 exons. The record is from RefSeq and is a predicted model, not a curated record. The coding region runs from base 144 to 461 and encodes 105 amino acids. NCBI's taxonomy places the organism in Eukaryota, Metazoa, Chordata, Actinopteri, Cypriniformes, Leuciscidae.